CUUCAUCCUCCGCCUCCUCAUCCUCCGCUCCGGCUGCAACUUCAGCUCCUGCAGCAAAGGAACACCAUCGAAUCCUCAACGGGUCCGCUGUCUGGCUCUCCCAAAAUCUGCAGUAUUCUCAGUUUGAUUUAUCGUAACGGGAAGUGGGUCAGAACCAGACGCCUGGACUCUGCCACGUCGUUCCACACAGUUUCCAGACACAGGUAAAGCCGCCGUAGCGUCAUGCAUCCCAUACUGUAAUUACCAGCAGACGAGCAAAGACGUUACGCGUCAGCCUCCCAGAUGUAAAUAAUAAUUUUGCGAUGAGAGAUAACAGGGAUUUCUGACAGCUGCGACAUCUCCCUCUUAGUGAAAACCAUUACAGAGGCAGACCAGAGCUGAAAUAGCUGAAAGUCACGUUUGCCUCCGGUUACACCUACAAACGUUUCCCCCGUCAACACUAACACUGUUUAGUUAUCCUAUUAAAAAGCAGCUUGUAAAGGUUUUGCUGUUUGUUUGUGACUUGUGAAACGUACAAAAGUCGGAAUGUAGAUUUUUCUGUUCAUGAAAUACAGUAAUGGGGACCAUCUAAUAAUUAUUGCAAUGAAAUUAAUCAUAGGUCCCAUGAAUAAAAUUGUUUAAAAAAAAGGAAAAUGUUUGCCUUUAUGCCGUGAACACAAAUUUACUGUUGCGAUCCACUUUACGUCGGCGCUUGUUGUUUAUCGCGGGAAGAUAAAUUAGCGAAUAACUCAGUGAUCUAACAAAGCUAACAACCAGCUGCUAUCAAGCCGACUUAUUAGUCAGAAUAAGAUAAAAUACUGUAAUAUUUAUGCGGUCAGUGACGGGUUUGCUGUUUGGGGGGCGCUCCUCCAUCACAGUUGUCACCAUGGCGUCGGCCGCUCUGGAGCUGAUGGGCUUCUUCCUGGGCCUGCUGGGAAUGCUGGGCACCCUGGUGGCCACCGUGCUCCCGUACUGGCAGAUCUCCGCCCACAUUGGCUCCAACAUCGUGACGGCGGUGGCCAACAUGAGGGGCCUGUGGAUGGAGUGCGUCUACCAGAGCACGGGGGCCUUCCAAUGCGAGACCUACAACUCCAUGCUGGCCCUGUCCCCCGACCUGCAGGCCUCUCGGGCCCUCAUGGUCAUCUCCCUCGUGCUGUCCGUGCUCGCCGUCGCCGUCGCGGCCCUGGGGAUGCAGUGCACGCUCUGCUUGGAGGGAGCGGGCGCGGCUAAGAGUCGCGUGGCCGGCGCCAGCGGGGGUUUGUUCCUCACCGCGGGCUUCCUGUCGCUCAUACCAGUGUCGUGGACGACGCACGAGGUGGUGCAGACCUUCUACCGGCCGGACUUGCCGUCCAGCAUGAAGUUCGAGCUGGGGGAGUGUCUGUACGUGGGCCUGGCGUCCUCGCUGGUCACCAUGCUGGGGGGCGGGAUGCUGAGCGCGUCGUGCUGCGAGGAGCAGGGCGGCGGCAGACGGCACGCCGGAGGCUACCCGUACCCGGUGGGGGUCGCCGUGCCGGGCGGGGGGGCACGGACGACCUCGCAGACUUACCACAACCCCACCCUGCAAGCGGGGGCCUCCAGGGGGCCGGCGAUGGUCCGCAGUACCAGCCACAGCUCCCAGUCCACCGCACACGGAGCCCAGGGGGCCAAGAAGCCCGCCGCGGCAGGAUAUGACAUCACAGGUUACGUCUGAGGUUACCAUCACUCCAUCACGCCUUUAAAUGCCUGACAGCUUACAUGUGUUUGGCCUCGGUUAUGAUCAGGACUCGAGUAGCUUUAAAGAAUGACUUCUCGCUGGUAGUUUAUUGGACUUUUUCGUCAGUGAGGCACAAGAUUUAAGCCUCUUCUAAAGUUUAAUAAAGCCCGUCAGUUUUCUCUGUAAAUGUUGUGUCUUCUGGUCACAUGACCAGACCUUCUUCUUUCUGUUAUGUAGAAAAGUUACACUCUUGAAAAGACAAAGCGACCCUUUGAUUGUGUUGGGCUGAGUGUUUUUAUUGAUUGACCCAUGCAGACAUUGAUCAUUUUAUCAAGAGGAGAAAAUGAUCAAAAUGAAUCGUAUGCUGUCUUUGAAGUUGAAUUGAUCUUGGAAACAUGUGAUUAAUUGAUUUGGUCGUUUCUAGUCUUUAACUCUUUUGUCAGUUAAAAAAAAAAAAGAAAAAGAAAAAUCCCCAAAGACUUUCAACUUUCUAACAGACUGACUGGUGACUUGAAAACAACUUGGUCCCGCCUCUGUUAGGCUGUAAACCAAAUCAAAAUGUACUUUUCUACCUGAUUACGACUAAAAAAAUACACAUAAUUCCAAUACUGUUACCAUGCUUAUGAAUAUUGUGCCUUAUUAUUUUUAUUACAGUGUGAAAAUGUUCUUUUAUUUGGUUUGACAGUUAAAUAUAUUCAGGCUGAAACACGAAUGCUGUUUGAUGAACUUCUUGCAGCAUCAGCAGGUGGGAGUUUUCCUUCCCUCCUCUGGACGUAUAUUUAUACACAUUAGUGUGAAGAUCCUUCUUUCACUUUUUUUACCAGUCUGAUGAUCGAUGCACCUGCAGUCAGUCGCAUUGAGCCGUGGUUGCGAUGCAACAUUUAUCUCUCACAUCUUCAUCAGAGGGUCUCAGUUGAUUUACAUUUUCUACAGAUUUAUCACUUUUAACAGGCGAUUAAAACAACCAUGAUUAAAAAAUAACAUUUAA
Molecule: messenger RNA, 2660 nt
Organism: Gasterosteus aculeatus aculeatus (three-spined stickleback)
Lineage: Eukaryota; Metazoa; Chordata; Actinopteri; Perciformes; Gasterosteidae
Source: RefSeq, a predicted model, not a curated record